AUAAAUAAAAAUGGGGCAAGGCUUGCAUUGCCGACAACGACGUCGUGUAAGUGGUAGACAAACCGUACCUUAGGUCGGCAAGUCUCCCGUGGAAACUUCUACCCAGCGAUUUUAAAAUUUCGGUUGAAAACAUCCUGGUGUCCCUAACUGAAUUGGGACUUCGGGCUGGAGCAGAGAGAAGGAAAGAGGAGAAAAAACGAAUCUGAAGGCGAGAAAAAAAAUGGGUUCCAGAGAGAGGGACAGAGACCUCGAGCUCCUGAUCCCAGUAGCCGCCACCACUGACAAUGUUGCCUCCAAAUCAUCGCCCUCCUCUCCAUCCUCUUCUUCUUCCCAUCAUCACUCCGGCCGUGAGGCAUUUUCCAAAGUCAUCCGCAGCUGGGCCUCAAAGAAGUUUAUGUCUGGAUGUGUCAUUCUACUUCCUAUUGCCAUUACAUUCUAUAUCACUUGGGGUUUCUUUCAUUUUGUGGAUGGUUUCUUCUCCCCAGUUUAUAAUCAACUAGGCAUCAAUGUAUUUGGUCUUGGAUUCAUCACUUCCAUCACUUUCAUCUUCUUAGUUGGUGUUUUCAUGUCUUCCUGGUUGGGAGCUUCUCUUCUCGGCCUUGGGGAAUGGUUCAUCAAGAAAAUGCCACUUGUAAGCUAUAUAUAUUCUGCCUCAAAGCAAAUUAGUGCAGCAAUAUCACCAGGUAAAUAUAUUUAUUUAUUUAUUUAUUUUCUAGUACAACCUUGCAGAUUUCUAAACUCUGAAGCAUCCGGUAACAAUGCUACAGAUCAGAGUUCUAACGCAUUCAAGGAAGUGGCCAUCAUAAGACAUCCACGAAUCGGGGAAUAUGCAUUUGGAUUUAUCACUAACACAGUUCUUCUUCAGAGGAACACAGGUGAAGAGGAACUGUGCUGCAUUUACGUGCCUUCCAACCACCUCUAUAUUGGAGAUGUUUUUCUCAUCAGUUCAAUGGAUAUUCUUAGGCCUAAUUUGUCUGUUCGAGAAGGGAUUGGUAUAAUUUUCACACUGCAUAUCAUAUCAUCACAGGAAUAUCCUUUUCAAUUAUGAAUCUAAUGAUAACGUGGCUUUUGAUCUUUCUUGCGUUUUUGCAGAAAUUGUCAUUUCUGGAGGCAUGUCAGUACCUCAAAUUUUAACCACAAUAGAUGCACAAGCCAUUCCAGCAUCAAGAAUCGGCAAUUUGGUAGCAGCAAAAGUCUAAUGCUUGAUCAUUAAGCUUGGAACAGACCUCAAGUUAACCAGUUUGGCCAUGAAGUGAUGGAUGUGAUCAAGGAAUUUUGUUUGUUCUUUCUUUAAUCAUUUCAUCCACAUGCUCAAUGUGUAACAGGUUUACUAAGAUUCUUUGUGAACUCUUUUUUUAACAUGUUGUCAUAGCAACAUUUUAUGUUUUUGUUGUUUAAAUUUUGGCAAAUGAAAUACUCCUUCUCAACUUUCCUGUAAA
Vitis vinifera (wine grape) is the source of this 1439-nucleotide messenger RNA. Its product is annotated as protein LIKE COV 1. The coding region runs from base 221 to 1048 and encodes 275 amino acids. Gene Ontology annotation, cellular component: Golgi apparatus. The record is from RefSeq and is a predicted model, not a curated record. The transcript has 4 exons. NCBI's taxonomy places the organism in Eukaryota, Viridiplantae, Streptophyta, Magnoliopsida, Vitales, Vitaceae.